Molecule: messenger RNA, 1145 nt
Organism: Petromyzon marinus (sea lamprey)
Lineage: Eukaryota; Metazoa; Chordata; Hyperoartia; Petromyzontiformes; Petromyzontidae
Product: large ribosomal subunit protein bL12m
Biological process (GO): translation
Cellular component (GO): mitochondrial large ribosomal subunit; ribosome
Molecular function (GO): mRNA binding; structural constituent of ribosome
Source: RefSeq, a predicted model, not a curated record
GUUCUGCGCGUGCAGAGGUCGCGUCCCGUGUCGCGUGGUUGCCUGAGCAGCAGCAGCAGCGAGGAGGAGGAAGAGAGGCGAGAGCGUGGCUGUUGUUGCUACUCGUGGUGGUGGUGCUGCUGCUCGUGGUGGUGGUGGUGGAGGUCUAGCUCGUGGUGCUGCUCGUGGUGGUGGUGCUGCUGGAGGAGAGUGCCGAGGCCGGGCGCGGUACUCCAAGCCGGACUAAGACCAGGGACCCGUCCAGUGUCUUCCUCUCCUCUCUCUCUCUCCGUCACCGGUCUCGCCGCACGAUGCUGGGGGCGCUGCGCUUGUGCCGCCAGCUGAGCAGGCAGGGAGGGGUUCCCUGCGCCCUGCGCUGCCUGGGCACCUCGUCUCUGCGACCCGCGGACGCGCUCGCGGCGCCGCCCCUGGACGCGGACCCUCACAAAUUCUCGCCCAAGGUCCAGCAGCUCGUGAGCGACAUCACGAGCCUCAGCCUCCUCGAGGUGGCGGACCUGAACAAGCUGCUCAAGAAAACUCUGGACAUCCAGGACGUGGGGUUUAUGCCGAUGGCUGCUGCCACCUCAGCCGCGGCGCCUGCCGAGGCGGAGGAGGACGCUCCGGUCAAGAAGGAGAAGACUCACUUCGUGGUUCGCCUCACGGAGGUGCGUGGCUCCGACAAGGUGAAGCUCAUCAAGGAGGUGAAGGCCUGCAUACCCGGGCUCAACCUCGUGCAGGCCAAGAAGCUGGUGGAAUCGCUGCCGCAGGAGAUCAAGGCCAACGUCCCCAAGGAAGAGGCCAACCAGCUCAAGGCCGCACUGGAGGCCGCGGGGGGCCUCGUGGUGCUGGAGUAGCGGCGCUGGCACGUGGGUCCCCAGGGGGGUGGGGAGAGCGAGCGGCGAUCAUAGUCGAAGGCCGCGAUGAACAUUCGCAGCGUGUUUUUGUGGCCCUGAGAAAAGUGAGAGUUUCCCGGUUGACUCGCGAUUUGCAUCACCAGAACGUGAGCACUUGGACGAAGGGUGGCCAUGCAGUGAGAGGGGUUUGAAGCCACCGCGGAGAAGGAGGUGGGGGGGUAGAUUGUCUUGCCGGAUGCUUGAGGGAUUCCGACAAAAUGCAACCGUAUGUGUCCUCGUCAUAUUUUGCAUCAAUAAAGUGUUCUUUUGAAA